GUGCAGCUCCAUCGGGUUCUGGGGGCGGUGUCGCUCGGCUGGAGGAAGCGGGUUUUUAUUUCAAACCAAAACAGUCCGAGGGUUUUGCGGGAAUAACCGAAUCAUUUCAGCGUUUCAGUAAAGACGGUGUUGAACCGAGCAUUGGAUCGGUUCCGCUGACACCGGCCCGCGGUUCCCACUCCUCAGGAUCCGAGGGAAAAACCCACCAGCCGCCCGCCGCGUCUUCGCUCCAGUUUUUCCCUCCGCUGGUUGAUUUGACAAACGGACGCUUGUGGCUCGUCUGUUGAAUAAUCCGCCUCCUUUAGCACAUUUAAAAGCACCAUUGUUGUUUUUAAAUACACAUACAUCGGACUUAGCAGAGCCAGAGAGAUGCCGAGGUCCAACAGGCAGAAGGAAUACAAACCUGGAGAUCUCGUGUUCGCCAAAAUGAAGGGGUAUCCACACUGGCCUGCGCGGAUUGAUGAGUUACCUGAAGGAGCAGUGAAGUCGCCCUCAAACAAGUUCCAGGUGUUUUUCUUUGGAACACAUGAGACGGCGUUCCUGGGAGCCAAGGAUUUGUUCCCCUACACCGAAUGUAAGGAGAAGUUUGGGAAACAAAACAAGAGGAAAGGCUUUGCUGAGGGACUCUGGGAGAUUGAGAACAACCCCACCGUCACGCAUGAAGACUACGAGUCAUCAAAGAAGGACAACGCAUCAGAAGGAGGAGGGGAUACAGCUAGUUCAGAGAAGGUAGAUGCAGAGGGCAGCAGUGAUGAGGAUGAAGGUGCCCUGGUCAUCGACGAGAAGAACGAGAGGGGAAGCACCAAGCGAAAAGCAGAGGAGUCCACAGAGGCAUCUCCAAAGCGGCCGAAGGAUACAGGAGUGGAAGGCGACAGCAACAAGUCUAACACGGAGGCCAAGCUCAACGAUGUGGCCGGAGCAAAGGCAACUGCUCCUGCUUCAAAAAGCGAGUCAAAACCAGAAGCCCAAGAAAACGCUGCAGCAGGUGGUCAGCUAACCGCAGAUAAGCCCGUGACAGACAGUGCUUAACAUCAAGUCACAGAAGAAAACGAAGAACCGUUGAUGCUCGGAGUGGAAGCAUCAACAUGGUUCACUGCAGGAUACCAGAUUUCAGCUGUUUAAUUCAUAGGAACAUUUUAAACAACCGAAGUGUUUGUAUUGAGAGAAAAGCAAAUCUUCAUUUACCAUUUUUGGGAUAUCAUAUAUCCUGAAACAAAAAAAGUUUGCUAAUCUGAUUUCAAACAAUUGAACUGAGAACUUUAAGGCUCAUUUAUAAAUGGGAUUUUGGUGUGUAUAUAUUUUUUAUUUCUAAGUGCAAUUACAUCAUGACAAAGACUAAAUGCUAGGUGUCAAAACUUUUUUUUUUUCAUUUUAGAGGGAAUAAACACUGAAAAUAUCGUAAAUUACAUAAAAACAGGAAAGAAAAAAAGUGAAAAGAUUUAAAUUUAUUUGACAAAGGUUCCCGUUUGAUGGUUUUAAAACAUGGAUAUUGUACAGGGGAAAAGAGAACAACAUUUCACCCAUGCUCUCAGCUUUAGUUAAACGUUUAUUUCAUGUAGCUUCUCAGCCUCAUUUAAAUCAUUUAUUCACUUAUAGGACAUAAAAUCUGCAUUUUCUAUUUUCCCCGCCCCGUUAAUCUGACUAGUUUUGCGGUUUUUAAUCAGCAGGUUUCGUUGCAUCAUAGUUUGCUUAAUUGCAGGUGACCAAAUUAUUAUGUGACUAAUUGCACAGGAUCCGACGUGUGGCCUGCUGGGCUUUUGAACGUGUAUUGAUUAUGUAAUAUGUAAACCCAAUUUCAGAAGAAGAACUAUUUAAGGAGUAAACAGUCCCUGUGUACAUUUCUUAAACGGAUGAUGAUUGAAGGCAGAAAGACAUUCCUGAAUGUUGAUGUGUCUGAGCUUCUUCUUGAAACAUUUCACGUCAAGGUGGAGUGAUGGCAUUUUUGAGGGGGGAAAACAAUUUAAGCCAGCACUUUUUCUGGAGAAAGUAUCUGGCAAAUUUCGUUCACAUCCAUCAAGUCAACUCUUGGUUUCAUCUUUUUAUGAUAACCUGUUUAGCUCACAUUCAUGCUGCCAUUGCCUGAUACUGGAGAUGUAAUUGUUGACAAAAAAAAUUGGUUUUAACCCAAAUUUGUUUCUUUUUCAGCUCUGAAAUACGUAGUUGACGUUGUUACCAACAUUUCAAUUGAGAGUCUACAGAGUGAACAGUUUGUAAAUCUGAAGUUUUGAUUUUUUUUCUUUUCUGGCCCUUUGAACUGGAACAUGGGUCUGUUUUACUUCAGUGGUCUUAUUAUUAUUAUUAUUUUGGCUGUGAAACAAAGUUGUGACGUUAUUAAUGUGUUUUAUUCAAACAUUUGUUUUGACCUGUUCAAACUUGGAUAUGUGAUUAAUAUGUGGUGUUGUUAUUUUCCGCUGUAUGUAAAUUUUAAGGUACAAGUUGUUUUAACCAUAAAAUACUUGGCCUUUUCACCACGUUACUUGGAUGUCCUAGUCAUUGCUUCAGUGUUCUGUAUUCAGCAGUAGAGGCCACAGUUGAUCAAAUUAUGAAUCUUAAGGGAAAUCACAGCUCAUAAAACUGAAACAAUUUCUUGCUGUCGUGUCUAAGAUGGCCACCCACCUAUCACCUCACCAGUAGUUUCAAAAUAUGAAACGCUCUCAGUUCCCCACUCAGAUCUGCUGUUAAUUCCGAGGGUAUAAUUUGGUAUAAAGUGUAAUUCUUGGUUUAGCUUUCUGUGUUACUUUUGGAAGCUGCCAUUCAUCUUAAUCUGCUCUUUAGUUUACUGUUGUAGUUGCCAGUCCAUUUAAUAAACCAGUUGAUUACAAAAAAAA
Molecule: messenger RNA, 2828 nt
Organism: Pleuronectes platessa (European plaice)
Lineage: Eukaryota; Metazoa; Chordata; Actinopteri; Pleuronectiformes; Pleuronectidae
Product: hepatoma-derived growth factor
Exons: 6
Coding region: 370-1029 (219 amino acids)
Biological process (GO): regulation of transcription by RNA polymerase II
Cellular component (GO): nucleus
Molecular function (GO): transcription coregulator activity; double-stranded DNA binding
Source: RefSeq, a predicted model, not a curated record